AUGGCGGGGGCUGGGUCUUCCAGGACCGGAGCAUCGAUAGUAUACGAGCGGGAGGAGGGUGAGCCCAUCGUUGAUAUUGUUCUCGUCCAUGGACUGCAGGGACAUCCCUUCAAAACUUGGACUUAUGUGUCUUGGCUGGGGCAAUUAUUCCAAAAAUUAAAGGACGACAAAAACCAAGACAACGUGAAGCGAAAUCCCAAGGCUAGCACUUUUUGGCCACGAGAUCUCCUACCUUCUAAUUGCCCCAAAGCCAGAAUUAUUGUUCUAGGGUAUGACACUGUGGUCGUCAAAUUACCGUCCGGUGGAAAGACAAAUCGGAACAAUAUUUUCAUGCAUGGCAAAGACCUUUUGAAUGAGCUUUCACGAACACGUCCUUUGGGUCGAAGAGUUAUCUUUGUCGCCCAUUCAUUGGGAGGCAUCUUAGUCAAAGAGAUGCUUUCUAACUGCUCCACUUCGAACUCUCACGAGCUCCAAGAUAUUCUUGCUUCAACCUCCGCCGUCAUAUUCCUGGGCACGCCUCACAGGGGAAGUUCAGUAGCGUCGCUUGGGGCUGUCGCUCGAAAAGCAGCAAGUUUCUUCUUGCUAGAUACAAACCCUAGCAUUAUUAACAGUCUAGCUCUCAAGGAUGCUGAUCUCUCCCGCUGCCAAGAUGUCUUUUCCUCUCUCUGGGCCAAACAUGACUUUCAAGUAAAGACAUUCCAAGAGGCAUUGGAGUUCAAGUUCAAGUUCAAAGGCCUACCAUUCGUAACCGUGAGAGCAAAGGUUGUCCCUGAUUACUCCUCUUGUAUUGGAGAUCCCCGUGAGAGGGCUGAGACGUUACAUGGCGACCACCGAGAGAUUUGCCGAUUUGACAGUGCGAAUUGUCCCAAUUAUAAAAAGGUGUCAGGCGAGCUUAAAAAGAUUUACAUACAGCUUGAGGCAGUGGAUUAUGCGCUCGAAAUUCCAAAGCUCGAUUAUGCAAGCUCUGCCAGGAUCGAACGAUUUCUUCGCUUUCCAGGAAUGCAAAAUCGCUUAAAGGCCAUCAACAGUCCACUUCUAAACACCUGCGGGUGGCUACACCGAGUGCAAGCUUAUGCAGACUGGAUCGCUCGAGAGAAGAUCGAGGAGCAUCAUGGUCUAUUGCAAAUUGUAGGAAAGCCAGGGUCAGGUAAGUCAACAAUUAUGAAGCGAAUAUUCGAGCAAGUCCUUUCAAAGUUUCAUGGGACAACGACCUGUGUUGCCGGUUUCUUCUUCAACCAGCGCGGUAGCUUAUUGGAGCACUCGUCCCUGGGUAUGUUUCGCUCAUUGCUGUAUCAGAUCCUGCGAUUUCAUCCCCAGAAGUUUCCAGCUCUUUUGAAGCUACAGGAACAGGAAUUGCAGGAGUACGAUGAACAUCAGAUCUCGGAAUUAUACCUAUCUAACCUCCGAGACAUGUUUCAAGACUUGUUUCUUGACCAACAAAGUGAUACUAGAACUAUUAUCUUUGUGGAUGCUCUUGAUGAGUGCGACGAGCCAGGUAGUCGAGAGAUAGCCUACUUUUUUCGCCAUCUCACAGAUGCAGCGUACAGCGUUGGGGUCCGGCUUGAUGUGUGUCUGUCCAGGAGGGACUUUCCAAACGUGCUCCUCAGAGAUUGUCCUGAAGUCAGAUUGGAGAAGUUUACUCGUUGUGACAUUGAAUACUACAUCUCAAGGCAGCUCGAAAUCGCCGGGUUCGGUGAUAACCAGACUAUGAAGCUCAUCCAGCGCGAAAUUGCUGACAAGGCUGACGGAAUUUUUCUCUGGGUAAUAUUGGUCAUCGAAAAAACCAUCAAAGAGAGAGAUAAUGGGCGUAAUGAAAAGUAUCUCCUUAGAGAAAUACGUCGCCUGCCAGCUCAGCUCAACGAGCUUUUCACAGAGUUAUUGGAUCCAAGUAAAAUGUCGAAAUCAGAACUGCGAAUGACCUUGCGACUAUAUCAAUGGGCAGUAUUGUCUACGAGCCCAUUACGUCUUCGCGAAUGGCAUCAUAUACUUGCCUUCAUUCAAGACGAACCUCCAACGUCGCUUGCCGAGUGGAAGGAUUCCAUAUACUACACAGCCACUGAUGAACAACUGGUGAAACAACUUAGGGUUAUUUCACGUGGCCUCGUUGAAGUCAAAACGCAUCACUAUGAUAACCCUGAUAACCCUUCAGAUGUCGAGGACAUGAGGUCUGCAGGUGCUGGAGCAGGCUCCCUCGAUAGUUCAUCUGGAGAGAGCAGAAUUGUACAGCCUAUUCAUGAGUCAGUCCGUGCAUUCUUCGUUGAAGGUGGAGAGUGGCUAUCAAAAGCUUCAGAAAUUGCAGGAUACACGAUGAAUGACAUCGUAUCGUUUUGUGCCCAGGGACAUAUUACCCUGAUGAAAUGUUGUUUCCAAUAUCUCGCCAUCAAGGAACUUCAAGAACUCUGCGAUGCCCGU
Messenger RNA from Trichoderma atroviride IMI 206040, 2412 nucleotides. The record is from RefSeq and is a predicted model, not a curated record. Lineage: Eukaryota; Fungi; Ascomycota; Sordariomycetes; Hypocreales; Hypocreaceae.